Racocetra persica is the source of this 153-nucleotide messenger RNA. The record is from the annotation of a GenBank genome assembly. NCBI's taxonomy places the organism in Eukaryota, Fungi, Glomeromycota, Glomeromycetes, Diversisporales, Gigasporaceae.
AUGUCUGGUUCAUAUGAUCGCGCUUUGACCGUUUUCUCUCCGGACGGUCAUUUGUUUCAAGUCGAGUAUGCAUUGGAAGCUGUCAGGAAAGGUACUUGUGCGGUAGGAGUUCGUGGUAAUGAUUGUGUAGUUCUCGGUGUCGAGAAAAAAUCA